This is a messenger RNA of Aspergillus bombycis, 4818 nucleotides long. Its product is annotated as HECT-type E3 ubiquitin transferase UFD4. Bases 1 to 4818 code for a protein of 1605 amino acids. Gene Ontology annotation, molecular function: ubiquitin protein ligase activity. Gene Ontology annotation, cellular component: nuclear speck. The record is from RefSeq and is a predicted model, not a curated record. The transcript is spliced from 6 exons. Gene Ontology annotation, biological process: protein polyubiquitination; proteasome-mediated ubiquitin-dependent protein catabolic process. NCBI's taxonomy places the organism in Eukaryota, Fungi, Ascomycota, Eurotiomycetes, Eurotiales, Aspergillaceae.
AUGAAAGAAGCGGACGAGGACUUGGAAAGACGUGAACGGAGUGAGGAACGAGAGUCGUCUCCACCAAGUGAUAGCAACGAUGGAACCAAUCAUUCGGGCCUUGAUGAUGACGAUGGAGAUCUCUUUCACAAUAGCCUGUUUGGCUCGCGCAGCCCUCUGGGUCUUCAGAGCACCCUACGUGCGCUGUCUGGGAUGAUGACGGGCAUGUCAUCCCGCUUGCGAGAAAUCCUGUGCAAUCUCAGAGCGAAGGAUGAUCCAUCCCUGCAAUUAAUCGCUUUACAGGAGCUUUCAGAUCUCUUACUCGUAUCUAAUGAGGAUAAUCUUUCCGGCCAGUUCUCCCCCGAUCCCUACGUAAAGGAAUUGGUCUCGUUGAUGCAGCCGAAUGAAUUCGGCGAAGAAAAUCCCGAAAUCAUGCUCCUCGCAUGCCGCUGCUUGGCGAACUUGAUGGAGGCUCUUCGCGGCUCCGUAGCCAACGUUGUCUACGGGGGUGCUGUACCGAUUUUGUGUCAGAAGUUACUGGACAUACAGUUCAUUGAUCUAGCCGAACAAGCCUUGAGCACUUUGGCCAAAAUAUCUGUAGAUUUUCCUGCCUCUAUUUACACAGCGUACGGCGGUGACCACGCAGCAAAUUGCUGCCGUAACCUUCCACACGACUCUUUUCCUGUGGUGCGGGAUGUAAUGUCCACACUUCUAAAUGUGCUGUCCAGCAAUGACCCAAAGGUGAUGGAGCAAGGCUGUUUGUGUGUCUCCCGAAUUGUGGAGAGUUUCAAGCAUAAGCCGGAGAAACUGGAGGAACUUAUCGAACCCGCGAUGUUGAAGGCGAUACUCCGUCUGCUGUUGCCAGGUACCACCAAUCUAAUUGGCCCGCACAUUCACACCCAAUUCCUCCGCGUUCUAGCGAUAGUAUCAAAAGCCAGCCCCAGGUUGUCUGUAGAAUUAUUGAAGAUGAACGUGGUCGAUACUUUAUACCAAAUCUUGACUGGGGUAUCGCCGCCAGGAAACCUGGAAGAUACCACCGUUAAGAUGGACAGCGUGCUCGUGAUGCAAGCCUUGAUACACCGACCUAGGGAGCAAGUCCUUGAGACGCUUAAUGUGAUUUGCGAGAUGCUACCCGGCAUUCCUGGCCGACAUGUACCACAAACCGACGGCUGGCUUAACCCUCCCCUCGACAGCGAUCCGGCUCUUGGCUUGAAGUCACCCAAGGCAAAAGAGGUAGCCGAAAAGAGACGCUCUCUAUUACUAGAAUGCAAAGGCGAGCUGAAGCGCUUCGCUAUGAUCCUGCUGCCAACAUUGACCGAUGCCUACUCAAGCACCGUCAACCUAGAGGUCCGACAAAAGGUUCUCAUCGCGCAGCUUAAGAUGUUGCACCAUUUAGACGCCGGUCUGGUGGAGGAAGCUUUACGAUCUGUGCCGUAUGCCUCGUUCCUGGCGGCAAUUUUAUCUCAGAAAGACCAUCCGUCGUUGGUCUCGUCAGCGCUGCGGUGCUCUGAACUUCUCUUCCAGCGCUUGGAACAUGUCUACCAGUACCAAUUUCACCGUGAAGGUGUCGUCUCGGAAAUUUUCAAGCUAGCGGAGGGACCUCUGUCGGAUGAGAAGCAGACCAAGCCUUCUGAUUCAUCUGUUGCCAUGGACACCUCAAGCGAUUCACGCCGGGAAGCCGAAGAUGUCGAUGGCCCGGGAGACGACGAUACUCAUGAUGACGACUACGAUGAGCAAGAGGAUGAGCGGGACGAGAACGAUGAUAUGUCGGAUUCGGAUAGCUCUUCAGCAUCCGGCCAAGUGCUCUCUACGAGGAUAGACAACGCCAUGAAGGACCUCGUUAUCCGCGAUGCUCGGACGUUUGUUGAUCUCUACGAAGCCAGCCAUGGGAGGGAUAUGCGAGAGAAAGCUAUAGAAGUCUUGACCGAAUUACAAAAUCUCGCCUCGAAUCUAGAAGCCUGUUAUCGUUCAGACACACGUGAGGAUGGCGUUGCGCUUUUCCAAAAGCUGGCCUCAUACUUCGACGGCGACGCACUCGAGAGUAUCACUAGCUCAGAAUUACUGAACUCGGGUAUCAUCAAGGUGCUGCUGGACGUGUUUGGUGACUUUAACCGUUCGUCUAUGCGCAAGGCUCGUGCUGCUUUUCUACAGGCGUUCAUGGGAUCUACUAUCUCGGAAAAAGCCCAAAGCCAAAGCACUGCUACGACUCCAUUUAGUGUUCUGAUCCAGAAGUUGCAGGAUUUGCUCAGCCGGACUGAGCAUUUCGAAGUGCUUACUGUCAGUCACAAUUCCUUGGAAAACACGCGGAGUAAUGCUGCACAUAUGCUUGGAAAACAGCUUAGGCUUAAGUUGGUGGCCGAUGAAGACUCUGAUAUUCCCCGCACGUAUCGAAGCAUAAUGGUGUCAAUCCACGCCAUUGCCACAUUCAAAGCUUUGGAUGACUUCCUACAUCCACGAAUUAGUCUGUCAGAUCGGCCAAAACCAUCCCGCAGCAGAGAAUCUUUAUUCUCACAGAUUGCUAAUGCCGCUCGACUUCGGGAUCAGCUAGCCGGCAAUGGCGAGUUCCCUGGGAGCGAUAUCCCACCGUUGCCACAGAGCACGAACAAUGACAGGCCCUUGCAUCCAGAAGACUCGCGACCGAAUGCUCAGGAGUCAUCGACCGAAGGCCAGGAACGUAGUUCGAGAUCCAGGCGUUCUGGCCGACACCAGCAAACUUCAGAAGACCUUGCCCAUGAUGAUGAGCCUUUGGAGUGCGCGGAUGAGAGACACCUGAGUGAGGACGAAGAAGAAGAUGACGACGGUGACGACGGAGAACUGAAUGCUAUUAUGGAUGAUCUAGACGAUGACCUCUCAGAGGACAAUGCUCCCGACCCGACGGCGGUGAAUAUGGAGGUAGCCUCCUCCGGUAAGGUAACUGCUCGGAAGGAAGAUGGAACACGUGUGGCCACUCCGUCUCAAUCCACCCCAGCUUCUAAGGCAUCGUCGUCUGCCUCUAGUGUAGCUCAGAAUCCGGCUGGAAACAACUCCCUUGCCACGGCUGGCCGUCCUUUCUCCUCCUACGCCGCUGCAAUGGCUUCUAUCCCUUCGGACUGGCAUCUGGAGUUUAGCGUGGAUGGCAACCCGAUUACCGGUGACACAACAAUAUACCGUGCUACGCGUUCCGGGGCCCCUCCACCAGAGCCUACUGCGCUCACACCUAGUGUACCAGAGUCCGCUGCGAAUAACACUAGCACCGAGAUGCCACCCUCACUCAGCCAAGAUACAACAACUGCGUCGAUCCUCCAGCUCCUUCGCCUUUUGCACGAAAUGAAUGCUACGCUGGAUGAUAUACUCACUGAAAGCAAGGAGCUGGUUGCACUUAAACCUGAAGCCCUUGCGCAGUUUAUUAAUACUAAGUUGACGGCUAAGCUUAACCGACAGCUGGAGGAACCCUUGAUCGUAGCGAGCAGUUGCCUUCCCAGCUGGAGCGAAGAUCUUGCUUGUCUCUUCCCUUUCCUGUUCCCAUUUGAGACACGCCAUUUGUUCCUUCAGUCGACUGCGUUUGGCUACUCGCGGGCGAUGAUGAGAUGGCAAAAUUCGCAAAAUGGCGACGAUGGUCGUAACGAUCAUCGACGCGAUGAUCGACCGUUCCUAGGCCGUCUCCAGCGACAAAAGGUGCGUAUCUCAAGAAGUCGUAUCCUAGAGUCUGCUAUGAAAGUCAUGGAGCUCUAUGGCUCUUCGCCGAGCGUCCUGGAGGUGGAAUAUUUUGAGGAAGUUGGCACUGGGCUAGGCCCGACUCUAGAAUUCUACUCCACCGUUUCAAAAGAAUUCUCAAAGAAGAAGCUCAAGAUCUGGCGAGAAAACGAUUGCAACGAUGUCGAAGAGUUCGCUUUUGGCAAGCGAGGCCUGUUCCCCGCCCCUAUGAGCGAACAGUAUGCUUCUUCCGAGUCCGGGAAGAAACAGUUACAUUUGUUUAAGGUCCUCGGCAAAUUUGUUGCUCGCUCGAUGCUCGACUCCAGGAUUAUCGAUAUCUCCUUCAAUCCCGCAUUUUUCCGAAUCGCUGAUAGCUCUUUCUCCGUAGCCCCAUCGCUGGGUACGGUAAAGGCGGUCGAUCAACAUUUGGCAAAUUCAUUGCUUCUGUUGAAGCGCUUCGCCAAUGCGAAGGUAGCAGUCGAGAACAAGGGGCUUUCAGAGCAUCAGAAGAGGCAUGCCCUACUAAAUGUUGAAGUGGACGGUGUUAAGGUUGAAGAUCUGAGCCUCGACUUCACUCUACCCGGCUACCCAGCCAUCGAAUUGAUCAAGGAUGGUUCUAAUGUUCCGGUAACGAUCGAAAAUGUCGAUCUGUACGUUGAGCGGGUCGUGGAUAUGACUUUGAGUAGCGGUGUCCAGCGUCAAGUAGAAGCGUUCCGGGAGGGAUUUUCGCAGGUUUUCCCAUAUUCUGCUCUCCGGACCUUCACGCCUGCGGAACUUGUGAUGUUGUUUGGAAGAGCAGAGGAGGACUGGUCUAUUGAAACACUCAUGGAUUCCAUCAAAGCCGAUCAUGGCUUCAACAUGGAUAGUCGCAGUGUGAGGAAUUUGCUCCAAACGAUGAGUCAGUUGGAUGCACAGCAACGUCGGGACUUCCUUCAAUUUGUCACUGGUAGUCCCAAGCUCCCAAUUGGAGGCUUCAAGAGUCUCACCCCGAUCUUCACCGUUGUUUGUCGCCCCAGCGAACCGCCAUACACCCCCGAUGAUUAUCUCCCCAGCGUUAUGACGUGUGUAAAUUACCUGAAGUUGCCGGACUACAGCAGCUUAGAUGUCCUGCGAACCCGACUGUCUGUUGCUAUCCAAGAAGGACAGGGAGCAUUCCACCUGUCUUAG